GUAGAGCUCCACAACCACAAGCACGGCCAAUCUCUCCCCAGCUAGCUCAUCAUGGCAUCCUCCUCCUUUCUGAGUAGCUUCUCCUUCUGUAUCUCGUUCUUUCUAUUUGGGGUGGUCUCUGGGCAGCUAUCCUCGACUUUCUACGACACAUCAUGCCCCAGAGCCCUCUCCAUCAUCAAGUCUGCAGUAGACUCUGCUGUGUCUAGCGAACGCCGCAUGGGAGCCUCGUUGCUCCGUCUCCAUUUCCACGACUGCUUUGUUAAUGGCUGUGAUGCAUCUAUUCUGUUGGAUGACACGUCCACCUUCACCGGGGAGAAGACAGCUCUUCCUAAUGCAAAUUCAGUGAGAGGGUUUGAUGUGAUCGAUACCAUCAAAUCUCAACUCGAAAGCGCGUGCCCUGGAGUUGUUUCAUGUGCAGACAUUCUGGCAGUUGCUGCUCGGGACUCCGUCGUCGCUUUGGGUGGCACUUCAUGGACGGUGCAGUUGGGGAGAAGAGAUUCAACAACUGCAAGUUUGAAUGAUGCCAAUAACGACCUCCCAGCUCCAUUCCUGGAUCUCAGUGCUCUCAUAUCUGCCUUUGCAAACAAGGGCUUCACUGCUAAUGAAUUGGUGGUUCUAUCAGGAGCACAUACCAUAGGGCAAGCCAGGUGCACAACAUUCAGGGAUCGUAUCCAUAACGAGACCAACAUCGACUCCCAGUUUGCGACAUCCAUGAAAUCCAACUGCCCGAGCUCAGGAGGUGACAACAACCUCGCAAACCUCGACACAACAACUGCUACAACGUUUGACAAUGUUUUCUUCACCAACUUGUUGAGCAACAAGGGCCUGUUACACUCGGACCAGCAGCUCUUCAAUGGUGGUUCCACUGAUUCUCAAGUUAGAACCUACAGUACCAACUCUGCAACUUUCUUUUCCGACUUCGGGAACGCCAUGAUCAAGAUGGGGAACCUCAGCCCACUGACUGGAACCAGCGGUCAGCUUAGGACAAAUUGCAGAAGGGUUAACUAAUAGUAUGCCUCCCCUGCAAUCUAUUAUGUAUUUCUUUGAGUGGAACCCUUUUCUUUUGAUAUGGAUGUAAGCCA
Messenger RNA from Nelumbo nucifera (sacred lotus), 1082 nucleotides. RefSeq names its product cationic peroxidase 1-like. The record is from RefSeq and is a predicted model, not a curated record. NCBI's taxonomy places the organism in Eukaryota, Viridiplantae, Streptophyta, Magnoliopsida, Proteales, Nelumbonaceae. Gene Ontology annotation, biological process: response to oxidative stress; hydrogen peroxide catabolic process. Gene Ontology annotation, molecular function: heme binding; peroxidase activity.